Lactuca sativa (garden lettuce) is the source of this 1712-nucleotide messenger RNA. RefSeq names its product putative mediator of RNA polymerase II transcription subunit 26c. The record is from RefSeq and is a predicted model, not a curated record. NCBI's taxonomy places the organism in Eukaryota, Viridiplantae, Streptophyta, Magnoliopsida, Asterales, Asteraceae. Gene Ontology annotation, cellular component: nucleus.
ACCGGAAGGACCCCACACCUUUUCGCUCAACUCUCAAGCAUUCAUUUUCAUUCAUUUUAAUACAUAUGUAUAUCAUAUAUCGGCGCUAAUACUCAAAAAAAUAAACCUAAUUUACUUAAUACCUAACAUUCACUUGAUCUUCAUAAACUGAAUCGUUUGAUAUCCUCGUUACAUUUUGUUAAAUUUCUACCCGGAUUUCUGUUUUCUUCCGUUUUGUUUGAACAAUUCGUUAUUUUUGUUUUUACCUGUUAAAUUGUUGUCAGUCGAUCGGAUGGUGUUUUUACAGUGAUCGUCGACGGCUGCCGGCGGAUUAGUUGUUUUCUGAUAUGACGUUUAUGAUUUUUUUUUUUUUUUUAAUUCUCGGAUCUCGUAGUCUGUGUGAUUCAAUCAGCUCUUGAUUCAGUCAUCGUUGUGUGUGUGUGAGAGAGAGAGGAGAGGGAGUGUGGUUUUAGAGAUUAGAGAAUGGAUUUGGAUGAAUUUAGGUCGAUUUUAUCGAGUUCAGGACUUGAUGUUUGGGGAAUAAUCGACGCGGCGAUAACCGUAGCUUCAAUGGAAUAUUCCGGCGAGCUCAAGCAUCGGAGAGACGGAAUUGUGGAACGACUUUAUGCACAGCAGCAGUGUCGCAGUUGUGACGUGAAUGUAAAUCCUCAGCAGCAGCCGAAUGGCGUCGGUCGGACGAUUACAAAAGAGGUAAACGACGAUGAAGGAGGAGGAGGAGGCGAUUCUCCUUUAACUCCGCAGUCGAUUCCUCAAGAUGAGGAAGAAGAUGAAGAACAAGAUCCAUACGGGGGAUUAUUCGAUGAUGAGCAGACCAAAAUUCUCAGGAUCAAAGAACAGCUCGAAGAUCCACACCAGAGUGAGGAUUCCGUGAUCGACUUGCUUCAAACCCUUUCCGACAUGGAUCUAACGUUCAAAGGCCUUAAGGAAACUGAUAUAGGAAGGCAUGUGAAUCGACUGCGUAAGCAUCCAUCAAACGAAGUAAGAACACUGGUGAAGCACCUUGUGAGAAAAUGGAAAGAAUUAGUGGAUGAGUGGGUAGGUUCAUCCCACACCGAUCUUCAACAUUCUUCUCUAACAGAUGGAGACUCACCUUUAAUACAAAAUAUACAAAGGAAAGGUCAAAAUGGUCAACAACAGGGCCCCGAUUUCGGCUACUCUCCAAAUCCACACAAUUGGAGUCCUGGAUUUGAAAAGAUGAAUACUGAAACAGACAUGAGGCCAAAAAGUGUGAUUCCCAAGAGAGAAACACCCUCAAGACCUGUAUCCCAGUCUUAUCCUCCCAUGAAUGCUUCUGCUUCUGCUCCUCAAAAUCGACCACGCAAGGAUCAAAACAUUGAACGUGAUCGGCUAGCAUCGGCUACAAAGCGGCUUCAAGAGAACUACCAAGAAGUCCAAAAUGCGAAAAAGCAAAGGACAAUACAAGUGAUGGAUAUUCAUGAGAUACCAAAGCCAAAGAAUGGUUUCAUUGCCAAGAAUAAAGGCAAUUUUCAAGGGAGGCAUCAUAGAUGAUGUUUUUUUUUUGUUCCAUAAAAAAAAGAAAAAAAAAUAGUUUUCUUAUCUUCUAUAAUGGUGGUAAGUCAUAUUUUCCAACGCUUAAAUGACCAUAUCUAGAGCAAUCAUGCAAUGUUCACUUGUACCCUUAUGCUUUAGAAGUUGUACUUUUCUCUGAGUUAUUGGAAAUGAUGGUUCUGAAAAAAGGCUUACCAUUCUAA